AUGGCAUCUUUUCCGGAAAGAUACCGCAAAGUGCAAGUCACCAUUUUGGCCUCUGAAUGGGGAUCGAGCAAAGGAGGGCUGUCCACCAUAAACAGAGAAUUAGCCAUUCAGUUCGCAAAAUGCCCUGAAGCGGAAAUCACUUUCUUUCUUCCAAAAUGCAGUCAAGAGGAUAAAAAGCUAGCCCUCCAACACAACGUAAAGAUCGUUGGGGCAUCACGCCGGCCUGGCUUUGAAGAACUGGAGUGGCUUAGCUUUCCACCAGAACAUUUACAAAUAGAUGUAAUCGUAGGUCAUGGAGUUAAACUCGGCAAACAAGCACAAAUCAUUAAAGAACGUAAGAACUGCAAAUGGAUUCAAGUCAUGCACACAGACCCAGAAGAACUGGGAAUGUUUAAGAACUAUUCCGACCCCAUUUCCAAGGGUGAAGAGAAACAUAAAACAGAGGUAGAGUUGUGUGAAAUGGCAGAUCUCGUUGUAGGAAUUGGACCCAAGUUGAGUGAUGCCUUCCGCUCGUAUCUUCGAGGAUGCAAGAAAGAUAAAAGUGUGGUGGACUUGACACCUGGAGUAUUUGAAGAAUUUGUUAGUGUGAUUCAGGACACUGAAGAAAGGAAACAACGCAGUGUCUUGGUGUUUGGUCGUGGGGACGCAGAAGACUUCGAACUAAAGGGAUUUGACAUCGCUGGAAAAGCGGUCGCUGCAUUACAAGAUACUCGUCUUGUGUUUGUUGGCGCCCCAGGUGGAAAACAUGAAGAAAUAGCGAAGCGGUUAACCAGAUGUGGUGUUCCUGCAAGUCGCUUGAGAGUAAGAAGAUUUAUUGAGGACCGAGAGAGUUUAAAGCGCUUGUUUCAAGAAGUGGAUCUUGUAGUCAUGCCUUCACGAACAGAGGGCUUUGGGUUGGCGGGACUUGAGGCCCUAUCAGCUGGUCUCCCCGUGCUUGUCAGUCACAACUCGGGUUUUGGAGAAGCACUGUGCAGUGUACCAUUUGGGUCAUCCUUCGUAGUUAAUUCAGAGAACCCCACCGAUUGGACCGCAGCCAUCACAAAAGUCUGGGCCAAGGACAGAAAAAGUCGACUUGAGGAAGUGGAAACUGUUCGCGACUCGUACGACAAGAAAUACAACUGGGCCAAACAGAUAGAACAUCUUCUUGACAUAAUGAUCAGCAGGAUUCACGGUAUGAAUGGGAACUAUUUGUUAAUUUAAUCUGUAAAAAGCACUUAAUUACCACACCUGCUAAUAAUGGCAGCAAAUGUAAAUCAACCAGUGUAUUUUGGAAUAGCAGGGUGGGCUGUCAGCUUUUAAGAAUUACCGGCCUUUUUAUCACUUAAAACGGUUCCUGUAAAGAAAGACACGUUGUGUCUUGUUAACGGUUUUAUUUACUUCCAACUUGUUUUACUCACAAUCAACGAAACAAGUACAGUGUAGUGUUUAAUUUCUUCAUUUGUUGUUUUAAGAGAUAACGGUCAUUUUUUCUCCUUGUUUCAUGAAGAUGAUUUUUCAAAUGUCCAGAGAUUGUCAGACAUUUUAAGCCGAACAUUGCCAAUUUCUCACGAGGAUUCCCAGGGGACAAUAGGCACAACGGAGCAUAAUACAGGUAUCUCUAGAACAACAGUAAAUUGGGCAAUAGAAACGUGCAGCUUGUUUUCGAAACAUUGCUGCAAAACGAAUUGAAUGCAAUAGUGCGCGUUUUACCACCUAUGCUCAAACCUGUCUUGUAAGAAAUCAGUAGGUGGCUUCAAGUUGCAAGAAUGCUGUUUUCUGAUUAUUUAGCUACUAAGUGGGAGUCACGCCAUACACGGGAUCGAGGGUGUUACGUCACUUGCCGGUGCUGUAAAACAGCUUUGCCUUGGUCCAGUAAAACGCGUCACAUGUAUCGAACUAAAUUUUGUUGCAAAAGGUAGAACUUCUCUCUUCUUUAUGCGGCAACGAGAUGUACAGUAUGCACUGACUGUAAAACAGCGAGCCCACCACGGAUUUUCUUAAAAUAUUUCUUAGUGCAAGCCGCGAUUAUCUUAAGAAUGCAUGCCUCCAAACGGUUUGGACAUAGACUGCAAAACAUUAAGGAAUGAAUCUAUAUGAUAGACAGCUCUAGCCUUUCAAUGUUAAUUGUCGGAAAUUGUAUGUGUAGUACGAUUCAGCAACCGGAAUGGAUAUGAUUCUGAGUCAUCAGUGCAAUUGCUAUUUGACUGUUGUAUGUUAUUUGUUUGCCAGGUGAGUGUAGUGUCCAAAGAAAGAAGAGAAACAAUGAAAAGGACAUCAUGAAGAAUCUUCAAACUGGAGCAAAAGUCCGAAAAACUAUGGACUAUAUCAUGACUUCCGGAGCUACAAGUAAGAGCUCAUGAGAUACACCUGUGCUUUACCGCAAAUCUUCUAAUUUUACAUAAAAAAGCUCAACUUCGUUUCGUUCCAGUAUCUCUUCAAUGGCUUUUCCUUCCUUCUUCCUCGUGCCGGGUGCUGGAAAGAGAAAACACCCUGAAAACGAGGUUGGAAAAAUGGUUGUAGACGUUCUGUGCUUUGUCGUUUUGUUACCUCAUUUAAAUCACACGACUGUUUUUUGGGUGAACGUUUCUUUGCAAAUUGAUUCUUUUUACGCUCGUGCAAAUGAGGCAUUCUUCCAGAGGUAACGUUUGACUUGUGAUAGGAGUGAGGCAUAAAGCGAGUAAGGUCCAAACCCCGAUUUCAAGGCACAUAGGAUUUCACUUUACUGCCAAAAGUCUAACAAGCAAUUGAAUUAAUAGCAAUUUUGUUCGAUUAUUCUUUUAGACCUUGAGUCAACUCAGUUUUCCUCCACCAAAGAAAGAUCAAAUUAUUCUCGAUUGUGUCGUCUUCUAAUCAGCUUGGGUUCAAAAGUCCUCAGAGAAACCUUUGACAGAAUAAUUCCACCGCAAAGUCUUCAAUGCACUUUGAAACGUAACCCAGCUCACGCUAAGCUGCAGUCACGUCGAAAUGAAGGAAUAUUAAACUGCUUUCAGUGGAGUAAACUGUAUCCUACCUCACCCUCUGAGGUUUCAUCAGCAGGUUUCGACAUCCCCAUGCUAAUGGUUCUUCUAAGGACAAUCUGUGAUCUGAGUCCUCCACCCGCUGGUUGGGAUGCUCCUCCUCUUCCCGAAGACAUAAGCCGUGAGUCUGACAUUGCGCGUUUGAAGUAUUUCAUGAAUGCUGUAUCUAGUCAUGCUGGAGAAGGUUUUGUUGGUGAUGCUGUAUUCAGUAGCCACUGGCAGCAGAUCCAUGACACUAUGGUUCGAUUGGGAGGAGCUGAUUAUGAAGAUUUCAUUAAUGAAAUGCGGGAUCAAGAAAUGGACCUCCUAAGUGAGGAACAUUUCAGGGAACUUCUGAAGCAGUGGAGGAAUGUGGAGGACAAUAUCAAAGACAAACUGAAACAAUUGGAAAGCGUAGAGGCUGUUAAUGUGGCAGGUGAGCUUUGUUGGCAAAAAACACUACUCCUGUUUUAAUUUUUUAUGGUUUAUCCUAAGUGUUCGCCCCACAAUAGGUAUUCAGAAAUGUCGGUUUCAUUGCGUAUUCUCCCUGCAAAUACUACGAAUACAGUCUGCGUCUCCUUGUUUCGCGGUAUGCAAAAUAAAAUAUAUGCAAAUAAAAUAUUAAUACAUUAUUGUCAAUUCUAAACUGACUCCACGUGGACAAAAACAAAAGCACUGUCCUGUUAACCUAUAAAACAGUUAUUUUCAUGCUCUUUUAGCUGAUUUAAGGCUAUUGUCACCAUGAUUCGCUUGUUGCUCCCUGCAGUGCUUCCUUUUACUACCUGUUCUGUUUCUUGAUUUAAAGAAACGAAUACAGCUUUUUUAUUAUUUUGCAGUCUUGUUUCAGUUCGCACGGAGGAGUGUACUGUUACGGUUUAAGACCACUAAGCCGUGAACGUUUGAACGUUUACGUUGUUCCAAUUUUACCUGUUUUGUACAAGUAAACCAGUCGUGUUUUCAUUGGGAAUAUGUUCAGCUUUGUGUUUUUAAAGUUUUUGGUCUCACGCUACCGCGACUCUCUAAAGGACAGAAGGACAGUCGGGGCCGGUCCCGCCGAAGGUGUAUGUCUUAGAGAGAGUUUACUGUGCCAGCUAACAACGAACAGUGCUUGACUUCCCACUGAUGGAGAGCUAAGCAGAAAUUGUCUGGGCUAUUGUAACUUUAUUGGCCCUUUUUGUUUUUAAAUGCGGAACGUUUUUAAUCCACUAGUAUCUGUAAAAUGCCACGCAGUAUAGGGACAUUUCUACUUUCAACUUUUAUUAGUCUGCGCUCAGUAUUAAACAGCGUUAUCAUAGCACUGCAAUGAAAACGCCAUCUUUUCACACGUGGAGGUAACAUAAUCGAUAAACAUUUAUGGUUUGUUCCUUACUGUACAUGUUUAGCCCUUUUAAUUUCCCAUCAGACGUUCUCGGGGAUAGGUUAUUACGCUGCCGUGUUAUAUUUAUCAUGGCUUCAUGAAAUGCAAUUGUUUUUUUAAGCACAAGUGAGAAAUUUUAACACACCAAACUAACUGCAUCUUAUAUCGUUUUACUAUUUUAGGUUCUUCAUUGCCAGUCGAUAUCGUUGAAAAGAUCCGUCAGCUCUACGGAACACGUGAACAACGCCUUCUACCCGUUCCUUGGUGUGACGAUUUCAGCUUUCAUCUCAAUGAAAUUUUUACUAGAUUAAAGAUCGUAAGCAAAGAAAAGACCCGAGGUGAACUUUCAGAUGACAUAACCAAUAUGACUGCUAUCUUUAAGCCGCACGCAGAGUGCCAAAGGCCACGGACAGUCUUACUUGAGGGAGAUCCUGGCAUGGGAAAAAGCACGUACUGUCAGAAGCUGGCGUAUGAUUGGGCUACUAAACAAGAGCAAUGGGACACGUCUUUUCCAAAGAUUGAAGUGCUACUGCUACUGAGAUGUCAUGAAAUAAGGUCUACCAUCUGGGAAGCUAUUGAUGAUCAAAUUCUACCUGCGGAAAUUGACGAUCAAACUAGAGAAUGUUUUUUUAGGUUCGUUCGUGAAAAUCAACCAAAGGUUCUAUUUUUACUUGAUGGAGUGGAUGAAAUGGAUUCCAGUCAACAACAGAAAAUCUUUGACCUUGUUGAAGGCAAAGAACUCUCGGGUUGUCACGUUGUACUUACUUCUCGUCAUGAGGUGGGAAGGAAAGUUAGGAGGUACUGUGACACUUUGUGGGAGAUUGUAGGGUUCUCCGAGGAAGACGUUAAGAGUUUUAUUUGCACUUACUUCAGAAAAAUCAAAAAGGAACACUUAGCUAAGAAUUUGAUGGAAAAGAUUUGGAAUUCGUAUGAGCCCUCCGAAGACUUGGAUGAAUUGACAAAAAAUCCCUUAAACGUAACUUUACUCUGUAUUCUUUGUGAAGAUUUUGAGGGCGUUUUUCCCGCGAGCAGGACUCAGUUGUACACUGAGAUUGUCCUUUGUGUUUUAAGACGAUAUGAGAGAAAGGAAGGAUUAUCAAGCAAGAAUGAAGACCUAAUGAGCAUCUACAAAGACGAUUUGAUAAAUUUGGGACGAGUGGCGUUACAGUCUCUUCGAAAAGGAGAAUUACAUUUUGAAGAACACGAAUCUGGCGGUACCUUUGUUGUCUUAUCCAAGUUUGGUUUUCUGUCACUGCAAUCUAGUUUUAGUAAAAGGAAAACGUGUGUGCGUUAUGCAUUUCUCCACAAAAGCUUCCAGGAGUUCUUUUCUGGAUUUUAUCUUGCUUGCCAAAUUCUUGACGAAGAAAUUGAGUGUGAUUCAGUAGUAACUGACCGGAGUUUUCGGUCUGAUCUGAGUCAAGUCUUUUUGUUUAUGACUGGAAUUUUAGCCUCGAAGAGUGAGAGAAGCGCAGAGUCUCUGGUACAAAGUAUGGCUGCAAAAAUUAACUUGAUACAUAGAAGACGUGGGUGUAUUUUAGGACUUUUUCAAUUAGCUUUAGACUGCGUAUCGGAGUGCACAAGUUUAGCUCCAACUUUAGGGAAACACCUUAACUUAACCAAUUUGUAUUUGAACGAAAACGAGAUCGAUGAUUCUCGUGCUUCUUCCCUUUCCCAGACUCUUUCAGCCAACUCCUCCUUAACUUGUUUGGAUUUGAGUGGGAGCGCCAUUAGUUCUGCUGGCGUUUGGUACAUUUCUGAGGCCCUUGCAGUCAGCUCCUCUAUGACUAGUUUGCUUUUCAAUGGGAACGGGAUCGGUGAGUCUGGUGUUGCUUCUCUUUCCCAGGCUCUUUCAUCCAAUUCCUCUUUGACUCAUUUGGAUUUAAGUCGGAAUUGGAUUUUCCCGUCUGGUGUUGCUUCUCUUUCCCAGGCUCUUGAAGCCAAUUCCUCCUUAACUCAUUUGAAUUUGAAGGUGAACGAGAUUCGUAAUUCUGGUGUUGCGUGUCUUUCCCAGGGUCUCGCGGCCAACUCCUCCUUGACUAUUUUGAAUUUGAGAAGUAACAGAAUUUCUGAUUCUGGUGCUACUUCCCUUUCCCAGGCACUUGCAGCCACCUCUUUAACUAAUUUGGAUUUGAGUCGAAACUGGAUCAGUGAUACUGGUUCUACGUCCCUUUCCCAGGCUCUUGCAGUCAACUCCUCCUUAACUAGUUUGGAUUUGUGUCGAAAUUGGAUUGGCGAUUCUGGUGCUACUUCCCUUUUCCAGGCUCUUUCAGUCAACUCCUCGUUAACUUGUUUGAAUUUGAGGUGGAACAGGAUUGGUGUUUCUGAUGCUGAUUCCUUUUUCCACCCUCUUGCAGGUAACUCCUCCUUAACCAGUUUAAAUUUGAGUCGAAACUUGAUCGGUGACGAUGGUGCUGAAUGUCUUUCCCAGGCUCUUGCAGCCAACUCUUCCUUAACCAGUUUGGAUUUGAGUCGGAACAGGAUUGGAGAUUCUGGAGCCUCUUCCCUUUCCCAGGCUCUCGCGGCCAACUCAUCCUUAACUUGUUUGAAAUUGAGGUGGAAUAGGAUUGGUCCUUCGGGUAUUGCUUCUCUUUCUCAAGCUUUUACAGGCAGCUCUUCCUUGACUAAUUUGAAUUUAAAUGGCAACGUGACUGGU
This is a messenger RNA of Porites evermanni, 6985 nucleotides long. NCBI's taxonomy places the organism in Eukaryota, Metazoa, Cnidaria, Anthozoa, Scleractinia, Poritidae. The record is from the annotation of a GenBank genome assembly.